AGCACUCGCAGCGCAACCGAACAGUUGAGAAGUGAGCGCCUCAGAAACAGCCAAAGACAAGGAACCAGGAGGACAACCAGAACCCAGAAAGGAACGUCAACAGCUCAAGGAUGUCUGUGGAAACGGUGCAGGAGACGCUGCAACAGGCGGCGAAGUCGAGCGGCGGCUUCUCGCCCAUAUUGACGGGCUUGCUGGGCACGAUCAUUGUGAUGGCCCUGUACGAGUACUGGCAUCGGAAUACCAGGGAAUACCGCAUGGUGGCCAAUAUACCGUCGCCGCCGUCGCUGCCGCUGAUCGGCAUGGCCCACUUGGCCGCCGGCCUGAGCAACGCUGAGAUUCUGUCCGUCGGCCUGGGCUACCUGAACAAGUAUGGCGAGACGAUGAAGGGUUGGCUGGGCAACGUACUGCUCGUCUUCCUCACCAAUCCCAAUGACAUCGAGCUGAUCCUGAGCGGACACCAGCACUUGACCAAGGCCGAGGAAUAUAGAUACUUUAAGCCCUGGUUCGGUGAUGGUCUGCUGAUUAGCAACGGUCACCAUUGGCGCCAUCAUCGCAAGAUGAUAGCCCCCACCUUCCAUCAGAGCAUCCUGAAGAGCUUCGUGCCCACGUUCGUCGCCCACUCGAAGGCGGUGUCCGCCCGCAUGGCCAAGGAGGCGGGCAAGUCGUUCGACGUGCACGACUACAUGUCCCAGACGACGGUCGACAUUCUGCUGACGACAGCGAUGGGCGUCAAGAAGCUGCCCGAGGGCAACAAGAGUUUCGAGUAUGCCCAGGCCGUGGUCGACAUGUGCGACAUUAUCCACACGCGUCAGGUGAAGCUGCUCUAUCGCCUCGACUCGAUCUACAAGUUCACGAAGCUGCGCGAGAAGGGCGAUCGCAUGAUGAACAUCAUUCUGGGCAUGACGCGCAAGGUGGUCAAGGAUCGCAACGAGAACUACUCGCCCGAGUCGCGGGCCAUCAUCGAGGAUGUCGCCGAGCCGACGCCCGCCAAGCAGACGACCAAGACGGAGGGACUGCGCGAUGAUCUCGAUGACAUCGAUGAGAACGAUGUGGGCGCCAAGCGUCGCCUGGCCCUGCUCGAUGCGAUGGUGGAAAUGGCCAAGAAUCCGGACAUCGAAUGGAACGAGAAGGACAUCAUGGACGAGGUGAACACGAUCAUGUUCGAGGGGCACGACACCACCUCGGCGGGCUCCAGCUUUGCGCUCUGCAUGAUGGGCAUACACAAGGAUGUCCAGGAGCGUGUCUUUGCCGAACAGAAGGCCAUCUUCGGUGACAAUAUGCUGCGCGACUGCACCUUCGCCGACACCAUGGAGAUGAAGUAUCUGGAGCGUGUCAUUCUCGAAACGCUGCGCAUGUAUCCGCCAGUGCCGUUGAUUGCCCGACGCCUCGAUCACGAUGUGAAGCUCGCGAGCGGCCCGUACACGGUGCCCAAGGGCACUACAUGCGUUGUACUCCAGUACUGUGUGCAUCGUCGUCCCGACAUCUAUGAGAAUCCAACGAAGUUCGAUCCCGACAACUUCCUGCCGGAGCGGGCCGCCAAGCGGCACUACUACAGCUUCAUUCCGUUCAGCGCCGGACCGCGCAGCUGUGUCGGUCGCAAGUACGCCAUGCUGAAGCUGAAGGUCCUGCUCUCGACCAUCGUCCGCAACUUCAUCAUCCACUCGACCGACACGGAGGCCGACUUCAAGCUGCAGGCGGACAUCAUUCUGAAGCUGGAGAACGGCUUCAAUAUUUCGCUGGAGCCACGCCAAUAUCCGACAGCUGCGUAGAUACGAUACGAUGAUUACUUCGAACCGAUGGAACCCGACGCACCCUAACUUCUAUAUCUAUAUGCAAAUAUAUAUAUAUGUAUGUUUCUCCCAACUCCAACACAGCCUCAGAGACAAUGAGUUAAGCGCUAUUGAAAA
Molecule: messenger RNA, 1907 nt
Organism: Drosophila navojoa
Lineage: Eukaryota; Metazoa; Arthropoda; Insecta; Diptera; Drosophilidae
Gene: Cyp4g1
Product: Cytochrome P450 4g1
Molecular function (GO): oxidoreductase activity, acting on paired donors, with incorporation or reduction of molecular oxygen; heme binding; monooxygenase activity
Source: RefSeq, a predicted model, not a curated record